GCGGGCGAGACGCGGGGAUGGCGGGCGCCGGGGGCGAAGCGCGGUUCUCGGGGCUGUCGCUGGUGCAGCUCAACGAGCUGCUGGAAGACGAGGGGCAGCUGGCGGAGAUGGUGCAGAAGAUGGAGGAGACACAGAAUGUUCAGCUUAACAAAGAAAUGACGUUGGCCAGCAACCGAAGCCUGGCAGAAGGAAACCUUUUGUACCAGCCCCAACUGGAUACUCUGAAAGCACAUUUGACCCAAAAAUACCAGGAACUCCAGGUUCUCUUUGAAGCCUAUCAGAUAAAGAAGACCAAAUUGGAUAAACAGUCUAACAGCGCUUCCUUGGAGACCCUGUUAGCACUUCUUCAGGCAGAAGGGGCCAAGAUUGAGGAAGACACUGAGAACAUGGCAGAGAAGUUUCUCGAUGGAGAGCUUCCUCUAGACUCCUUCAUUGAUGUCUACCAGAGCAAGCGGAAACUGGCCCACAUGCGAAGAGUUAAAAUCGAGAAACUCCAGGAGAUGGUGAUGAAGGGGCAGAGACUUCCGCAGGCCCCAGCUCCGGCUCCACUGCUGCCCAGGGUGCCUGAGCCGGUGCCCGCUGCCCCCCUGCCCUACCCCGCCCCGGAGGCCAGCGGGCCCCCCUCUGUCGUGCCUCGGCGCAUCCCACCCCCACCGCCCCCGGUGUCUGCAGGACGCUUAGCCACGCCGUUUACCGCUGCCUUGGGCUCGGGACAGGCCUUUCCGUACCCAGGAUCACAGUGCCCGCCCUUGCCCCCCCGCAUCAGCCUCCCCCCCCAGCAAGGAUUCUCCACACAGUUUGUGUCACCGUACCCGCCAGCUCUCCCCCCGAGACCCCCGCCCCGGCUGCCUCACCAGCCAGGCUUCAUCCUCCAGUGAGUGGCCCUCGUCCUUCCUGAGAGACUCCCUCCACCUGCGCCUGCUGGCAGGGGUUCUGCACACACUGGGGAGGCUUCGAGGACCAGGUGCUCUGCCGAGGGCUCUGGUGCCCUGGCCAGCAUGUCCGUCUGAUGUUAGCUGUAGGUCAGUGGUAAGUAGACGUAGAAACCCGUUUUGUACACCCAGGCAGUUGUGUGUGCUGGGCCUCGGCCUGGCAUCCCUGUGGUUGCACUGGUUUGCGUUCUCAGUAUGAUUUCUAAGUCUUGUAGUGUUGAUGAACUCAUGAGUUUGGGGGAAAAAGCCUCCCUCCAUUCCCAUUUAGAAUCGUGGUCCUCCUGUUGCAACUUUAUUUAGUAAGCAUGGUUCAUCAUUUCUGCUUUAUUUUCGAAAGACAGAUCUGUGUGUCCCAGCCCGCUGCAGCCCCUGGUACGGGUUGGUCGGGUGGGCCAGCCCAGAAGGUGCUUACUGAAUCUGUGUGGGGUGGUCGUCACAGUCACCUCACCUCCCCUGAACCUGGAUGUUUCAAAGCCACACGCAGAGUUUGCACUUGGCCCACGGCCACGGCCAGAGGCCGGGCGACUUGCGGCCGGGCCUGAGGAGAUGGCUGUUGAGCUGGACUUUGCACAGCAAACGGUGUUCCGGGCUCCUCCUCCUCGCCCUCCGCCUUGAGCCAGCCCUGAGGGUUUCUAUGAAGAAAUACUCCCCCGAUAUUUUUACUACAUGUGUAAUUUUCCUGUUUUAUAUUGGCAAAGAAAACUUUGACACUCACAAGACCAUUCAGGGAAACUUUAUAAAAAUGCACGUAUUGUUUUGAGCAGAUUGAAAUGCAGAUGAAGUGAAUGCAAUUUCCUUUCUUGGAAGUAGUGCACGGUCACACCUGCAGUCCGUGCUGUGCCUUAGCUUCACCUGGUGCCAGUGAGGGGCGGCCGUGGCUCCCCUGUGGGCCCUCAUGACGGGCAGACGGUCAGGUGGCUGUCACUAGCUGCUGUUCCCGCCACCCUUGGCGGCUCUAGGUUCCGGAGGGGCUUGUUCAUGUUGUUUUGUUGCAGCUGGAAGAAAAGUCUGCCCGCCUUGACCCAGGAUCCUCUUAGCCAGUAUUCUCUGCCCCUGGCUGGCUGGGCCUCAGGACAUGAGUGGGGCAGGGACGCCAGCAGCAUUUCAGCUUGGUUUGGAGAAACCCCGCUCCCUGAGGUCAGAGGGUGGCAACACUCACACGCUCUGGCAGCACCCCAGGCUCUUCCUUCCCCUCUGGGUUCUCACCUGCAGGUGCCCAAUUCCCUGGGCUGAUGGGGGUGAGGGGGAGGGCCACCCCCCAUCUGUUGACAAAAAAGGCCUGUGUGCUAAUUGGUGAACUUCUGGCCCCAGCCUGUGACCACCCACCCAGCUGGCUGCUGCCCAGGUGGCAGAAUCAAGGCAGAACUCAAACAGGGUCUAUCCCAGCAGACCAUGGGCAAGGCCACCAACCUUUGUACUCAAUUACUGUACAGUUCUGCUCCUGGACUUGAACUCUGUCAUAACUGUCUUUUUGAAAACUGUACAGAACAACUCUCUGCCCUGCCAAUCAGGUGGGCCUGCCGUGUUCUGUG
Diceros bicornis minor is the source of this 2464-nucleotide messenger RNA. RefSeq names its product VPS37B subunit of ESCRT-I (gene VPS37B). NCBI's taxonomy places the organism in Eukaryota, Metazoa, Chordata, Mammalia, Perissodactyla, Rhinocerotidae. The coding region runs from base 18 to 878 and encodes 286 amino acids. Gene Ontology annotation, cellular component: ESCRT I complex. Gene Ontology annotation, biological process: ubiquitin-dependent protein catabolic process via the multivesicular body sorting pathway; protein targeting to vacuole; protein targeting to membrane. The record is from RefSeq and is a predicted model, not a curated record. The transcript has 4 exons.